This is a messenger RNA of Perca flavescens (yellow perch), 1647 nucleotides long. It is a transcript of the gene slc30a7, whose product is annotated as solute carrier family 30 member 7. Gene Ontology annotation, biological process: zinc ion import into Golgi lumen; intracellular zinc ion homeostasis. The transcript has 11 exons. Gene Ontology annotation, molecular function: zinc ion transmembrane transporter activity. Gene Ontology annotation, cellular component: membrane; cytoplasmic vesicle; Golgi apparatus. The record is from RefSeq and is a predicted model, not a curated record. The coding region runs from base 126 to 1262 and encodes 378 amino acids. Lineage: Eukaryota; Metazoa; Chordata; Actinopteri; Perciformes; Percidae.
CGGUAGUAAAGGCUUUUAUUGUGAAAACCCGAGCGGCGCGGAAGUUGACAGUUAGCAUCUCCCGUAGCUACAGCAGUGAGUGUGUGUCUGUGUGUGUGUGUGUAUGUGUGUGUCCCGGUGUGAAGAUGUUACCUUUAUCGGUUAAAGACGACGAGUACAAACCGGCCAAGUUCAGCCUGCUACUGAAGCUCUCAGGAUGGUUCAGGUCGAUCCUCGCGGACAAAACGUCCCGGAAUCUGUUCUUCUUCCUCUGCCUCAACCUGUCGUUCGCCUUCGUGGAGCUGACCUACGGUAUCUGGAGCAACAGUCUAGGUCUGAUCUCAGACUCGUUCCACAUGUUCUUCGACUGCACCGCUCUGCUGGCCGGCCUGGCAGCCUCCGUCAUCUCCCGCUGGAGGUCCAACGACAGCUUCUCCUACGGUUAUGUCCGAGCAGAAGUUCUGGCCGGCUUCGUCAACGGACUCUUCCUCAUCUUCACAGCCUUCUUCAUCUUCUCUGAAGGAGUUGAGAGAGCUCUGGAGCCUCCAGAUGUUCACCAUGACCGGCUGCUUCCUGUGUCUAUAGCCGGUCUGCUGGUCAACCUGGUCGGGAUCUUCGUGUUCCAGCACGGAGGCCACGGCCACUCUCACGGAGAGGAAGGUCACGGCCACAGCCACUCUCUGUUUAACGGCAGCGCCAACCACGGACACAGUCACGGAGGACACCAGAGCAAACACGAGGGACAUGGACACAGCCAUGAGGGACAUGGACACAGCCAUGGGGGCCACGACGAGCCUCCCUGUCCCGACGAGCUGCUGCACACUCCGGGGAAAGGAGCCAGCAAACAGAUCCUGCAGGGUGUGUUGCUCCACAUCAUUGCUGAUACUCUGGGCAGUGUGGGUGUGAUCAUCUCUGCUCUGCUGAUGCAGAAAUACGACCUGAUGAUCGCUGACCCCAUCUGCUCCAUGCUCAUCUCCCUGCUCAUCGGAGUCAGCGUGGUGCCGUUACUGAGAGAGUCCAUCGGCAUCCUGAUGCAGAGGACGCCCCCAUCCCUGGACCACGCCCUGCCCGAGUGUUACCAGAGGGUGCAGCAGCUGCAGGGCGUUUAUAACCUGCAGGACCCUCACUUCUGGACUCUGUGUUCGGACGUUUACAUCGGGACGCUGAAGCUGCUGGUUGCCCCCGACGCCGACACCCGCUGGGUCCUCAGCCAGACACACCAUAUCUUCACACAGGCUGGUGUUCGACAGCUGUACGUUCAGAUCGACACGGCGGCAAUGUAGAGGCUCCGCCUCUGAACCCCGGGGACCAAUCACAUUCAGUCUGCUGCAGGUGACCUCUGACCCCCCCAGAGUCCCUACAGGACGGACUAAGAACUGUACUGAUCUCCCAUGAUGCACCAGUCCAACUCAAACAGACCACACCCCUUUUUUUUUAUAAAUAUAAACUUACCUGUAUUAUCGGGCAGGUAAGUUUAUGUCGUGAUGACCCCUCCUGGCUGCACUUUGUAGACUUGAGCAAAGCAUUCUGGGUAAGUGCCUUCAUCAUGAAUCAGAGACAAUCUGAGCCCCCCCCCCCUCUCUGACAUCACACAUGGUGAUGUCAGUGUUUUUAACGUGCCAAACCAUGUGACCAAACUGUAAUAAUAAAUCAUUGUUUCUGAUUACU